AUGUUCUACCUGCAGAGCCUCUCUACGAACGGCGGGACUGAUCGAGGUGCCUUUGGUUCGGUGGCCGCGCUCUCCGCGCACCCAUUCCCGUUGCUGCCGCGUGAUCGACCGCCGCCGCCGUCCUACUCCAUCUCGCGCUCGCAGAUCGUCGCUAGCUCUCCCGACGUCCAUGGACUCUCGCGCAAGCGCAGCCACAGCGGCGAGUCGCUCUCGGCGCAGUCCGCCGGCACGCCGCCUCGCAUCUCGUUCGCAGCGCCGCUUGUGUCGUUCGCUCCUCCGGCGUCGUUGGGAGGGACGUCCAUGCCGCCAAGCGCCAAGCGUCUGCGCCGCGAACCUCUGAGCCCCACGUCAGUAGGAGACGUCUCCGACACGAGGAAGUUGCCUCCUGCCAAGACAGCUGUAGCUGCGACUCCCGGAACUGCGCAGAUGCAGUCGAUGCUACGCGGAUUGCAGCAUCUAUCGACCUGCGGCGCCAAUGGCUGCUCAAACCCAUUGUGUGUGUCCACGCGGGCUUUUGUAGACAAAGUGAAAGUUCAUCGAGCGAGCAUGGCGGGCAAAGCGACGCAUGACGAGAACAAGUGCGGCGCGUGCAAGCUCUGGGGGGCCAUCGUGAAGGCGCACGCCCCCACAUGCUGCGCUGGUGCUACGUGCCGCGUGCCUGGGUGCUCGCCGCAAGAGUGA
Molecule: messenger RNA, 681 nt
Organism: Phytophthora sojae
Lineage: Eukaryota; Oomycota; Peronosporomycetes; Peronosporales; Peronosporaceae
Exons: 2
Coding region: 1-681 (226 amino acids)
Source: RefSeq, a predicted model, not a curated record